AUGAUGAAAGUUUUCCACUGUGUCCCCGUCGCAGAUAUUGUCAGUGAGACCAUCUCGUGCGUCGCCUCCUCCGCAGAGACCUUCCUGGUCGGCACCGAAACAGGCACUAUCCUCAAGUUCUCUCUCGCGGACACAGACGACCCCGGAGAGCUCGCAGAUGGCGCCAAACUGACUGGCAAACUGCGCGUGAACAGUGGGAAAAAAAUCGGGAAAGUAGCCGUUCUCGAAUCUCUGCAAGUCGCCAUCUGCAUCGAAGAUGGCAAUGUCCACCUUCUCUCCCUCGGGCUUAACUCACCCGGAUACAUUCUCUGCAAAAAUGCCUCGACGUUUUGUCUCCACGAAGAGGGCGCAGCAACCGCUGGGGCUGAGGGAGGCGCCGGAGAAAAACACCGCGAGAGAGCCGUCCGCUUCCACCCGGAGUUGUGCGUCGCGCUAAAGAGGAAAAUCGUCUUAUAUUCGAAGCCCGGCACAGACUUCCAGCCGUACAAAGAAAUCGCGCUCGUUGAAACGCCCCUCAGUCUGUGUUGGCGAGACAGGUGGAUUUGCAUCGGCACCAAAAAGGAGUUUCUCUCCCUCCACGACGACCAGGAGCAAGCGACGGAAAUUCUCGCGCUGGACGGGCAGACCUCGCGAGGGUCUCCCAACUUGCUGCUGCUCCCAGACGGCGAAGUCCUGAUUCUCGGCCUGGAAAACCUCGGGAUCUUCUUCAACCUCGUCUCGCAAACGCCCAGCCAAAGAAACACCAUCAAAUGGCCCCUCGAUCUCCUCCAAGUCUCUGUUUGUCUGCCGUACCUCGUGGGAAUCGCUGCGUCCGGAACAGUCGACGUUUACAGCAUCCACGGGCAGAGUCUCUGUCAAAAGCUCCACUUGCCGGCGCCUUUAACUUCCAUUGCGACCAAUGGGGGCCGUCUCCUCGUCGCCAGCGGUUCAAGCGUCAACUGUCUCUUCCCCGUGCCCGUCGAGCAACAGCUUCACAAGCUGUUGUUGGAAGGGCGAACCGGGGAUGCUCUCGAUCUCCUUUCUGCGAACUUCGGCGCCGAUGACCCCCGACGGGCCGUAGAACUGAGUGCUUUCCACAAUCUCGCCGGCUGGGUAGAAUUCUCGCAUCUUCAGUUCCCCGCGGCGUUCCGGCACUUCGCCUACGCUGGCGUGGACAUCUUGCGGAUCAUUUCCUUCUGGUCGGCAGACCUGCCAAGUUGGUGGACGACACCCAGCGUCUACUUGGAAGAAACGGCGUCUCGCCCCGAAGCGGCGCGAUUGGAUAGGGCUCUCAUCCCUCCCGUUCAAGACGUUUCGCGUUUUAUUCGCGAUCGAACGGCGCAAACGAAGGCCGGCGACGGAGGUCAACAGGGCGAGGCGAAGCUUCAGGUCCUCCUCGAGCUGGCGAAUUCCUCGAUGGCGACAUUUCUCUCCAAGGAGCGCACGUCGCUUCUCCUCGGGCGCUCUGAGAGAGUUGACUGGGACGCACUGCGCGAAGUCGCCUCCGCCGCUCGCGCCGCCGGCGCUGUGGCGCAUGCAGCGGAGACCAAAGAGGAGUUGCUGGCUCUUCUUCUCACUCUUGUCGACACGCUUCUCUUUCUUCUGAUGGUCGAAGGAGAUGACGAACGCUGGAAGGACUUGUUGCUCGGGCCUCAGCAGCCUCUCACAUGCAGCGUCGACGACUGCCGCGAAUUCCUGCUUGCCAUCCAUCGCCCGGAUGCCCUCGCCGUGAUGCUCUCCCGCUUUGGUUUCCGAGAAGAAGCCCUCGAAAUCUGGGCAAAGAUCGUCCAGGGAGAGCUCCGCAUCGCUCCAAAGGCGACGACGCUCUCUGACGGCGUCCAAGAAAUGCUGGCUCUGCUGCUCGCUCGCGAUCUCCGAGACGCGGCAGGGCCGGAGAAGCCUGCGAAGAUGAAAGACAAGCAAACGGAGGAAUCGCUGCUUCAGCGCUACGCGCCCCUCGUUCUGCGCGCCGAUCCAACGCUGGCGCGUCAGCUCUUUUUCACCGCACGAGGCUCCGGCAGUCGGUACAUGAUUUCGCCCAGCCUCGUUGUCCGACUCUUGCAAGAAGGCGUCGAAGACCCGUCUCUUUCGCAGCGCCUGCAAGAGUCCUUCAUCGAAGAAAUCGUGAUGGACGUGUCGGGCGACGGCGCCGAGGCAAGCGCUGUUUGCCGGGAAGAAAACGAAGGCCCAGAGGCAGAGAGCCAGGUCACUGCUUGGCUCCAGGAAGCGAGAGAGCUACAAACGCAACUCGCAAAAACCUACAUUGACCGGUUGUUGGCGGCAGGCCCCAGUGCAGGGGAGGCGACCGCAGACCAAGAGACGCAGGAGAAGUCUCGGGCAGAUGUGCGAGGAAAACUUUUGAAACUUCUCGAGACGAAAGAGAACUACGACGUCCGUGCGCUCCUCGCGAAAGUGGAGGGUUCCUGGCUACUGAAGGAGACCGCCGUUCUCUACGGGAGACUCGGGAAGCACCUAGAUGCCUUGCAGACGAUUGCAGUUCGGCUCAAAGACGAGAGAACCGCCGAGGCGUACUGUCUCAUGACCGACGAUGCUCUCCAGCCUUUUGUCGAUCGCCUUUCGCCCGAAGAGUAUUCCGCUAUGGUUGCCAGCGACGCCAUUUUCGAAAUUCCGCCUCCCGCCUCGAAGGCGGAUGCCGUCUUCCCGUCGCGAGAAGGCAAGGAGAGUGUCUCUUUCUGUGGCGGAAAGGGCGACGCCUCAACUCGCAGUUUCUGCUCAAUCUUCAGUCCGAACUCGCCUUGGAAACAACAGCGCGAUGAUCUCCCUCAAGCGCUUCGUCCGGGAGGUCUCGGGUCCUACUCCGCAUUUAGAAGCGCUGGAAGAGGUGUGCCGGGUCUCUCUUCUUUCCCACAAUUUGGUGAAAAGGCGGGAGAAGGACAGGGCGGCGGCGUCAGCCCGGGGAACAGGAAAACUCGACCGAGGCGGUCGGCAAGCAUGCUCCGCGCCCUGCUCAAGGUGCUCUUGAGAGCGUGGCACGAGGCAGCGACUGCGCCUGAGACGCGCGACGGUGACGCGUCGACCUGGAAGAAAUCCAUUUUGAACUUGCUUUCGAAAUACGGCGAUCAUCCGGACUUGGAGCCGAGUCUAGUCGUGCGGCUCCUCCCGGAUGAGUGGCAGUUGACUGAAGUCGCCGACUACUUAGUCGCUUCUUUCCGCGAGCGCCUCCACGAGAAAAUGACAGCUUCCCUGCAGGAGCAACUGUCCACCGUCGCCUACCUUCACACCUACUCCGACUGGGCUCGCCAGCGGUCUUCCUGCUACGUCGUCACUCCUGAACGGUCCUGCCCUGUCUGUACACGGCGGCUGGGGUUGACAGCCUUCGUCGCGUACCCCGACGGCACGUGCGUCCACCUUCAGUGCGCAGAUGGGAACACUUUGCACCCGAGUCAGGAGCCGCCUACCGGUUCAAGUCAGUUUGAGAACAAUGAGGAGCCGCGUCAGACUCCCUCCUUGAGAGUUCUACAAGCCGUCGAGUUUGCCCGUCCCAUCGUCCUCCUUAGGAUGGAUCACCAAAGUUUUUAA
This is a messenger RNA of Neospora caninum, 3519 nucleotides long. RefSeq names its product TGF beta receptor associated protein-like protein, related. The record is from RefSeq and is a predicted model, not a curated record. The transcript is spliced from 23 exons. Gene Ontology annotation, molecular function: protein binding. Gene Ontology annotation, cellular component: cytoplasm; membrane. NCBI's taxonomy places the organism in Eukaryota, Apicomplexa, Conoidasida, Eucoccidiorida, Sarcocystidae. Gene Ontology annotation, biological process: vesicle-mediated transport; endosomal vesicle fusion; autophagy. The coding region runs from base 1 to 3519 and encodes 1172 amino acids.